AUGAUGGCAACUAGGCUCGGAAUUCUCUCCAUGAUUCUGUGCUUUGCCCUAGGCAUCUCGAACAUCUUCACUACGAUUGUCGUCAUGUACAUUUUCUGUGCCUUUGCCUUGGCCUCUUCCUUCAUCAUUCUCUUCAUUGAGGUGCCGCUUCUCCUCCGGAUUUGCCCAACCUCGUCCAAAUUCGACGCCGCGAUCCGCCAGGUAUCAACCAACUACAUGCGCGCUGCAGUGUAUGGUGUCAUGAGUCUUCUCCAAUGGCUGAGCGCAAUUCCUGCCAGAACCAGUCUGAUCGCUGCUGCUGUCUUCCUCAUGUUCACUGCUCUCUGCUACCUGCUCGCCGCCGUCAAGCACCAGGCUUUUGUUGGCAGCAAGACAUUGGGCGGACAGGGUGUGGCACAGAUGAUCGUAUAG
This is a messenger RNA of Pestalotiopsis fici W106-1, 411 nucleotides long. RefSeq names its product Golgi apparatus membrane protein TVP18. The coding region runs from base 1 to 411 and encodes 136 amino acids. Gene Ontology annotation, cellular component: Golgi membrane. The transcript has 2 exons. The record is from RefSeq and is a predicted model, not a curated record. Gene Ontology annotation, biological process: vesicle-mediated transport. Lineage: Eukaryota; Fungi; Ascomycota; Sordariomycetes; Amphisphaeriales; Sporocadaceae.